AAAGAAGUCACCUCCCCAGCUGACACCAUCUUCCAACAGAUUGAGCAAGAGCGUUUUGAGCACUACAGAAAAGCUUACAGGGAGCUGGGAGCUGCCACCCUGUGGCUGUAAAAUACUACUGUACUUCCAAGGACAGAGAGAAGCACUAGACUAUUGUCACCGGGACCGCAGACGCUCAGAACACAAGGGCAGCGUCCGCGUCUCCCGCUCAGACUCACCCGCUUCCCGCUGCAGGGUCACUGCUGGCUGCUCCAGAGGAAGCCAGCACACUGAGACAGCAGGCGUUGCCUCAGGGACAGGGUUUGAUAUUGCAGGCGCCACGCGAGGAGGAGGAGAGGAACUGCACUUGUCACAAGGAUGUCCAAGCUCCUAAGCCAGCCUGGCCUGCUCUGAUAAGCUCAAGGGUACUGGGGAAGAAGGAGGAGCGAGUAGGAUGAAAGAGCCUGGGCUAGAGUGACCUGAGAACACUGGAGGAGCCCCUGGCAGGGGAGAGGCUGGCUGUCUCCGGCUCGGCCAUACCCGCACGCUCUGGGCGCAUCUGGCAGCACCUGGCGGGCAUGAACUGCAAGGGGCACUCGUCGCUGCUGCUGCUGCUGCUUCCUGUGCUGCUGGGGCUGCUGCAGGUGAGCUGGGGGACCAGUGCCCAACAAGAAAAAGAUCAUCUUACUAAUCAAACAAAGGAGGGGUUUGGAAAACGCCACGGGCCUCUACGGCGAUCCAAGAGAAGAUGGGUCAUCACCACCUUGGAGCUGGAGGAGGAAGACCCGGGCCCCUUUCCCAAAUUCGUGGGCGAGCUGUUCAACAAUAUGUCUGAAAAUAGGACGUUAAUGUAUUUAAUCAGUGGACCUGGUGUGGAUGAAUAUCCGGAGAUUGGUUUGUUUUCUAUAGAAGAUCACAAGAAUGGAAAAAUAUAUGUUCACCGCUCUGUUGAUCGUGAAACGACACCGUCUUUUAUGGUCUGCUUUGAUGCCGUGGAUCGCUCAACAGGGGAAAUUGUGGAUAGAUCCUUGAUUUUCAACGUUAGAAUCAGGGAUGUAAAUGACCACGCACCCCAGUUUCCUGAGAAGGAAUUUAACGUCAGUGUGAAAGAGAACCAAGCUGCAGGUCAACCUAUUUUUCAGGUGUUAGCAGUUGAUUUGGAUCAAGAAAACACUCCAAAUUCUCAAGUCCUUUAUUUCCUCGUUUCUCAAACACCAUUACUGAAAGAAAGUGGUUUCCGGAUUGAUCGUAUCAGUGGAGAAAUAAAACUCUCAGGAUGUCUAGAUUACGAGACUGCGGCCCAGUUUACCCUCGUAAUCAGAGCCCAGGACGGGGGAGAGCCAUCCCUGUCAUCCACUGCCACGGUCCACAUCCACGUGCAAGACGGCAACAACCACCUGCCUACGUUUGCCCGGGAGAAUUACAAGAUUCAGAUUUCUGAAGGUCAAGUCACCCAGGGCCUGUUGCGUCUCCCGGUUCAAGACCGCGACUCGCCGGGGACAGCAGCUUGGAGAGCACAGUUCAACAUACUGCACGGCAACGAAGAGGGGCACUUUGACGUUUUGGCUGACCCCGAGACCAACGAAGGCAUCCUAAAUGUUAUCAAGCCUCUGGACCACGAGUCGCGCCCGGUGCGCAGCCUCGUCAUCACCGUGGAGAACGAGGAGCCGCUCUUCUCCUGCCAGAGGGGCGAGCUCCGGCAGCCCAGGGGGGCCGCGGCAAGCGCCACCGUGAGUGUGCAGGUGGCCGCCAACGACCCGCCCGCCUUCCACCCCGAGAGCGUCGUGGUCAGCUUAGAGGAGGGCGCCAGGCCUGGGACCCCGCUGGGAACGCUCAGCGCCAUCGAUCCCGACGGCCCCGCAAGCCAGAUGAGAUACGAACUGGUCCGUGACCCAGCAAAUUGGGUUGCCGUAGAUGAAAACUCGGGAGCUGUCAUCACCAGGGGGCCCAUUGACCGAGAAUCCCCUCACGUCAACGACAGCUUUUACACGAUCGUCGUCCUCGCUGUGGACAGUGGCGUCCCACCGCAGACGGGCACAGGGACCCUGAUGCUCUUCCUGUCUGACGUCAAUGACAACGCCCCAACUCUCCAGCCCGGCUCUCGUGACGUGGAGGUGUGUGAGUCUUCGGGGAACGAGCCCCUCCGCAUCGAGGCAGACGAUCCGGACCUGGAGCCCUACUCUGACCCGUUUACAUUCGAGCUGGAUGACACCGUGGGAAACGCAGAGGACAUGUGGAGAUUGGGGAAAAAUUGGGGUCGGUCAGUUGAACUUUUCAUGUCGAGAAGCCUCCCGCGUGGUGACUACUUGGUGCCGCUCGUCAUUGCGGACAGACAGGGGGUCUCCCAGAAGCAGACCGUCCACGUGAGGAUCUGCUCCUGCCCCAGUGGGAUCAUGUGUGCCGAACUCUCUCACGCAGGAGCGGAGCUCGUGAGGGCCCUGGCCCCAGUCUGUGCGGCAUUCUCGGCCCUGGCAGUGGCUCUGCUGUUACUGCUGCGAUGCUACUUUGCAUUUCAACCCAGGAGGCGCAGAUGCUCUCUGGACAGUGACACAGGCCAGCAGACCCUGAUUGUGUAUAACGACGAGAGCAAAGCCCCCUUGGCCCAGGUAGCGGUACGCAGUGCUCCUGUCUUGCAGCAAUAUGACGUCCUCUCUCCAAACACGCCGCCCAGGUGUACAGGAUGGGUGCCUGUCGCAGUCUGGGUUUCUCCUGCAGUGUCGUGGACUCAGUGUGUUUGGGGGAAACAGCGUCCCUGGCUUUCCGGUUUCACUUCCGCCUUCCGUAAUUUCAGCCGGUCGCCCUUCCUUCCCCGUGUUCCGCAGACGCAGUCAGACGUCCGGGGCCAGAUGCGGGCUCCGCCGACACACACGGCCGUGGCGGGAGCCCGGCUGAGCGCUAAGGUCUACCCGGGUGGCGCGGUGCCCGGGCGACGGCUGGCCCCGGUGGGAGGAAGGAUCGCAGAGAUGCUGCGUCAGAAGCUCCGCGGAGUGGACGCGCGGGAGGACGACGCGGACUGCCAGCCUCGCGCCUACCUGGAGGAGGGGAGGAGCGCGGGAGCCCCGUCCCUCAGCUCCCUGGCCGUCUCGGAGCAGGGGCUGCCGCCCGACCUGCUGGACGGCUUGGGGUGGAAAGCUGCCGCGCUUGCAGACACGUAUGCAGAGCGAGGCGUCUCUUCCUCAGACGGUGCCUAUUUCGGAGAGCUGGCGCCAUUCGCGGAGGGCCGUCGCUAGCCACUCUUCUGGGAUUUUUUUUUUUUCUUUUCUGCCUGUGUUCUUAUUUUUAAUGACUUCCCAGUCCUAGGAUGAGGACGAACGAUUAGUCCGGUUUAAAUGCUUUGAUAUUCUCGGGCCGGCCGUCUUGAGCCAAAGCAGAACAGCAGGUGAUACUUCAGUAAAAUUUGACUGGCCGGAUUUUCGGAACAAAUUUGAAUUUAGUUGGAUUAUCCUUUGCUUCCCUUAGCAGCCCAGCUCUGAGGGUGGAUGAGUGUAAUCUGUAGACUUCCCGGCUCUCUGGCAACGCAGGGAAAUGUAAAAAAUGGAUUUAAAAGGUUAUUUACUUUCCCCAAAUUAUGAUUCUGCUUCAGUGGAAGUGAAAAAAAAAAUGGCGAAUAGGGAAAUGUUUUCUAGAACAUUCAUAAUCAGUAUUUUUAGUGAUCUUUUUUUUAAAAAAAAUACUGGUCCCUUUUCACUUUUGGAUUAGAUAGAUAAAAUAUGUUCUCUCAAGGGAAAUGAUUAUGUUUAGAACAUUAUAAGCAGUCCAUGCUUUCUUUAAAAAAGGAGGAAUAGACAUAAUUUAACUUGUAUUAUGUAAGUAAAAGAAUUUAGGAGACUUUGAAUGAAUAUGUUCUGAUUACAUUUUUAUCUUAUGCAAAACCGCAAACCGUAAUUGGUUUUUCCUUGUCCACUUACUGCCAGUGUGAGUUGCAAGGGAUGGUCUUUUUUUAAAGUCUUAAAAUUUUUUCUAUAGUAGGACGUGUGCCCCAUAAGUAGUUUUCUUGUUUGAAUAAUAGAUAAGAGUGAGUCUGACUAAGCAAAGUUUAAAAUGCUACCAGGACCCUUUAAUGUGUAUGUUGGAUAUCUGAAAGUUUACGGCCAAAUCUAAAAACUUUUACGUAAUUAGCCAGCAUUCUCUUCUCUGGCGGUCCUCUCUUGUGCCUGAGGAUUAAUCAAGAGAAACACGUUUGCUGUUGUUACAUAUCAACGGGGAGUUUCAGCCGGAGUUAGAACUUUCCCCUUCUUUCUGAAGAAGCUGUACAAAUACCUACUUUCGGAUAUUGACUGUAUGUAGUUACUUCAUUCAUUCUCUAGCGCUCUGGGCCAACUAACCGAUAAAGAAGAAAACCCGCAUCUAGAGCAUCAGAGUAUCUGAAUCUGACACAUGAGUGUGUAGAACAGCUGUGCUCAUACUGGCAUGGUUCAGAGCAGAGUCUAAGACUUUUUCUGGGUAAUUCAGGAUAAAAGUAAUGUUUUAGAAAAAUAUACUCCUAAGUCGGAAUUCUUGGCAGAGGCCAGUUUGGUGGUUAUUAGACCUUCCAGAUUGGCCUUAUCACCAUGGGCAGAUCUUGCCCACUGUCUGUACUUAUAAAUAAAGUUUUAUUGGCACUCGGCCUUGCUCAUUA
Molecule: messenger RNA, 4597 nt
Organism: Microcebus murinus (gray mouse lemur)
Lineage: Eukaryota; Metazoa; Chordata; Mammalia; Primates; Cheirogaleidae
Source: RefSeq, a predicted model, not a curated record